ACGGGGAAAUUACAGCAACAGUAAAACACCAUGAGGUGUCUCAGGAUCUUGACAAGUUAUGAUAACAAGAGCCUCGAGUAUUCAAAAAAACGUGGUGGACGAGAAAUUCCUGCAAAUGGAAUUCGCGGAUGGGGAUCUCGCUGGUGGAAAAAAUCUCGUGUACGAGAGCAGGGAGAGAUUUGGUGAAAAUGUUCGCAAAUUUUGUGAGCAUUUCGUGCAAGUUGGGGGCACUGUCCUUAUGCUAGGACGACCUCAAGCUGGUGCCGUGUGGGAGGUGGUUUCAUCAGGAAGGAGAGCUAACGAUGAAAACUUACACUCCACUUUCGACGAUGCAGCCCCGUUCAACGACGGUGACAGUGAUAAACAGUCACAAAGCAAGCGGUUUCAUAUCCCACAACCUCGUUCGUUGCUUGCACCGGAGGACAUGGCAAGUCAUCGUACCAUCAACGUGGAAGCGGACAAUUUCAGUGGCAAUGGCGGAAAGGUGAUGCAGUUAGCUCCUGGAGACCCAUUGUCUGCUCAUGCAUCACCGAGUACCACAAAGUCCAUCGGCUUCAUUUGGCGGUCGCUCGCCAGCGUGGAGGCAGUGUUAGCAGGGGACGUCGACACGUGUCGGGACGAAGGUGGUGGUGACACGUGGACGGUGCAUGCCAUUCCUUGCAGCUGUGUGAUCGACACGUCAUCUCGAGGUGCCAGUCGCUCUGCGGCUGCAGAUUUUUGCUGUUCCCUUUUGCAGGUUUACCCCUCCUCCGAAGUCGACAUUACCAUGGAGUCGGAAGGUCAAGUUAAUGGCACAUUUGUUUACGAGGGGGCCAGUGCAGCAGCCUAUGAGAUGAGAGAAAAGCCCACUGUCAUCUUCGUCUUGGGUGGGCCCGGAAGUGGAAAAGGGACGCAGUGUGCCAGGAUUGUGGAAAACUAUGGGUUUGUUCAUCUUAGUGCCGGGGAUCUUCUACGGGCAGAGGUGGCGUCAGGAUCUGAGCAUGGGGUGAUGCUCCAGAAUAUGAUGAAGGAAGGGAAGAUUGUACCAGCUGAAGUGACAGUCGGUCUCCUCCAGGCAGCAAUGGCGAAGAGCGGCAAGAACAAAUUUUUGAUUGAUGGUUUUCCAAGGGAUGAAGAUAAUCGAUUGACAUUUGAGAGAGUGACGGGCAUCAUUCCGGAAUUCGUUCUUUUUUUCGAUUGUCCUGAAGAUGUCAUGGAGAAGAGACUGCUGAACCGUGGGGAGGGACGAGUUGAUGAUAAUGUUGAGACCAUCCGAAAGCGGUUCAAGGUGUUCUCUUGCCAGAGUGUCCCCGUUGUGGAUUAUUAUGAGAGGCUUGCAAAAGUGCGAAAGGUCAAGUCAACGUAUCCGCCAGACAUGGUCUUCACAAACAUUAAACCUUACUUCACCAAGUUUUUAGAGGCUGACGUUCUUGAUGCGACACGUAAGUUGGUCAAAGCCAUAGACAACGGAGACUCGUUGACGUACCGGAAGUUUGUUGAUGAAAAAUUAACAGCCUAUGAGCCAGAAGCCCAAGGGCACUUGGUCGAGGGUCUCCCGUUCCAUCUACUCUGGCUUGAUACGGUCGAUCAGAAUACUCAAGAGGACAAGAGGGUGAUUAGUAGAAUUUGCUCGCCGUGGGUGAGAUUGCUCGGGGAGAAUGCGGCGAUCGUCGGAUACGCGCGGUUGUUCCAAGCAGCCAAGGGUCCAGUUGUGAGCACCUCUAACGAGACUCGAGUCUGGGAGAGGAGAAAGAGUGAGGACGGGGCGUUCGAAUGGAAAUUGGUACACCUUCAUCGGACCACGGCACCUAUGUGGGACACGUAACCUCUGUAAACAGAGUUAUUACAUCGCGGCCGAGUAAUGUGCCUCGAUGUUCACCGAGUUAAGUGCUGUGGGUGAGUUUGUCGCCAGAUUUCUUGAGGAAUUCAGAGGAGCGCAACGUCUGCUGAAACUCUCCUUCAGCAACUGAGCACAGGUAUUCAUCGAAUCGACGGAUUCCUUAUUCCCGUAAAACGCAUCCACACGUCUUCUCGAGUACGGAAACGAACACUUCACUUAUUUUCUGCGGACUCUGUGCGGAGGAUCGAGUCCAGUUGACCUUCAGUAGUCGUUUGCAAACGGGGUUCGGCUUUUUUUUUUUUUUUUUUUUUUUUUGUGACACUACGAUGUUUUGAGAACGUGAAUCUGUUCAUGCAGUUCACGUAAGGUGGCGCCAAAGUCUGCCGACAGAACAUGACAAGGUGCGCUUACGUUUGCCAUUGCGUCUUCGUGAUCUGUAUGCCAGGUUUUGUCAGUAGAGCAUGUCCACAUGGAGUGUCUUGGCGUUGGGUGGGUAAGUUGAAGGGGUAUCAGAGAAAAUAAAUUGGGCUGCAUGUGCAUUGCACAUGGUCACAAUCGUGCCAAGGAUCUAUAUCCGGCGCUUGUCGAUCGGUGUAGAUCUCAUCUGUGAGCGCGUGCUUGUUGUGGCACGGGUUGUACUCGUUGUGCAGCAGAGCGCUAGGUUACGUACUGCUCCCCUGCAAUUCGUAGCCGUGACUGCCGCAAUAACGGGAGCAUGAUUCAUUCUGCGAAACGACAGACGGGUUAUGCUAAAAGAACGGACAUUUGUUUAUGACUGUUCAAGUAAGCUUGUAUGCCCAAUUAGGUGGGCUCGCAACAGUUGCUGAUAGUUGACGGAAUUUGAAAUGAAGAUUACGAAGUGCCGUCAGUAUUUAUGUUGGGGGUUGUAGCAGUCUCACAUCAGUCAAGUCGUGAAAAAUCGCCGCAGUCCAAAAAACACCUGGAAUAGCAGAUUUGCGAUAGACUCCGAGAGACAGUUGGUUAGACGUUUUGGCCUCCAGCGAAGCACGACACACACACACACACACACACACACACACACACACACACACACACACACACACACACACACACACACACACACANCACACACACACACACACACACACACACACACACAGAGAGAGAGAGAGAGAGAGAGAGAGAGAGAGAGAGAGAGAGAGAGAGAGAGAGAGAGAGAGAGAGAGAGAGAGAGAGAGAGAGGUAAAUCGCUCUGGCGAUUGGUUCUGCUAGCGUCACUCACAAAUGACAGUUUUCUGUUGUCUCACAGUCAAUUAUCUUCCUCUAUUCUUCUCGACUGUCAAUUCCUUGGCCCCAUGCCCACGAAGUUGCUUGUGGGAGUUGCUGACGAUGAAAGAGGGAAUGCACAUCACGGCUUGCACCAACCCAUGCAGACAGAAAAAGACCGUCAUCGUGCGAUCGUCGAUUGGGCGGAGCAGAUAGAAAAGGCAGGCGUCCACGUAGCCAGGGUGUCCAAGUCACUUUGCACAUGCUACGGAUUCGUCAGUGCAAGGAACAAUGGGUUGUGCAUGUAUAGUAGAAACAGCUUACUUGCAUUUAUCGAAAUUUAUUCCCUGAUUAACUGAGGGAAGGGCAUCAGUGUAAAAUUUGCUGUAGCCAGUGUCAAUCCGAGGAUGCCGUUGAUUCAGGGUCGGCGGGGCACAUGAGCAGCAGACGUCGAUUGAUCAGUGGAGGCAGAGCAGCAGGAAGGGGGGUAGUCGUUGCACUUGGCUGAUAUUUGUCGGUCUAUUGAAUGAGAUUGAACAAAAAGACGCCGCCGCCGCAUCGUCAUUGGAUGACGAUGCAGCUGUCUUCUUUCUUUGCACAUUUUGCGAGGAACGCGGAUUGUCCCAUGUCCCAUUCCGACUGGAACCAUGCCAUUUCAUUAUCGGGCCCAGCCUGGCUCAACCACAGGGCAAACUGGAAACUGGAAUUGAAGUGUGUACUGCCUUCAGUCAACUUAAUCGUUGACAGAUAGGCCUUCUCUGUUUCACUCAUCUUACACGAGAGUAGGAUAUCAAUGGGUACCCCUUUAAAGGCCCUUUUGCAUUUAGGAGGUGGGGUAGAAGGAUGGAUGAAUGGACAAGACCAUGGGUUGCUUCAUGCCAGCGGUUGUGACCAUGUUCCAACUAUUCCUGUCCCUUCCCCUUCCCUUCCCGUCGCCUCCUUUUCUGAAUAACAUGGCUUUGUCGAACAGCAAUUUUAAAAUUUUUGUUUCCAACUGCAAUAAGAAGGGGAGGGUUAAAGAAGAGGCUGGCGCCUGGCGGAGAGACACAGACCUCCGAAGAACUGCCCGUCGUCUAUAAGUCGUUUCAAGUUUUUCUUCUGAGCAUUACAUCCCGUGUAUGGACGAAGUUAGGCGCACCUCGCCGGACGGGAACCUUGAUCGGAAGCCAUGCACAGCUCGCUGGACGGGAACCUGGAUCGGAAGUUACGCAUAGCUCGGCGGACGGGAACCUGGAUUGGAUGCGGUUCUUUCUCGUCUCUGGCCCUCUGCCGACCCUGGCUCCACGCCUCUGCCAACGCUGGGACCACAGCUUUGUUGAGAGUAGUUCUUUCCAGUGUCUGGCCCUCUACCGACCCUGGCUUCAUGCCUCUGCCAAGCCUGGGCCCGCAGCUUUGUUGAGAGUACCGAUUUCCAUAUGGCGGGAACCGUAACUUUAUUUGUUGAACUUGGGAGGAAUGGGAUGGUGCAAUGGACCAAACAGGCUCUGGUCUUGUGAGUUGCAAUCAGGCAUAUGACAAGAGUACUCCUGCUAGAAGGAAUGAAGGUCCAUUCUUUUUUCUUGCUGUGAAGCGUUUUUCUUAAUUUAAGCUCCCCGAAAA
Chara braunii is the source of this 4645-nucleotide messenger RNA. NCBI's taxonomy places the organism in Eukaryota, Viridiplantae, Streptophyta, Charophyceae, Charales, Characeae. The record is from the annotation of a GenBank genome assembly.